Orcinus orca (killer whale) is the source of this 459-nucleotide messenger RNA. RefSeq names its product regulator of G protein signaling 21 (gene RGS21). The transcript has 4 exons. Bases 1 to 459 code for a protein of 152 amino acids. The record is from RefSeq and is a predicted model, not a curated record. Lineage: Eukaryota; Metazoa; Chordata; Mammalia; Artiodactyla; Delphinidae.
AUGCCAGUGAAAUGCUGUUUCCACAGGUCACCAACUACAGAAACAACAGUGUGUUCUGAAAAUAUGGAUACACUUUUAACCAACCAAGCUGGUCUAGAUGCUUUUCGAACAUUCCUAAAAUCAGAGUUCAGUGAAGAAAACUUUGAGCUCUGGCUUGCCUGUGAAGACUUUAAGAAAACAGAAAGUGCAGAAAAAAUUGCUUCCAAAGCCAAGAUGAUUUAUUCUGAAUUCAUUGAAGCUGAUGCCCCUGAAGAGAUUAACAUUGACUUCAGUACCAGGGACCUCAUCUCAAAGAAUAUUGCAGAACCAACUCUCAAAUGUUUUGAUGAGGCUCAGCAGGUGAUCUACAGUCUGAUGGCCAAGGAUUCUUUUCCUCGAUUUCUAAAGUCAGAGAUUUAUAAGAAACUGGUAAAUAGCAAACAGGUUGGAAAUCAUAAAAAAUGGCUCCCUUUCUUGUAA